AUGGCGACAGUAAGCGAGGGUGAGCUUGUUGCCUCAAGCAAUGGUCGCGGUGGCAGUUCCGGCAGCACUGCAGGCGCAGAUGCUGACGACAAAGGUGCUGCUGGCGCUGGGGGCGGUGGUGGUGGCGGUGUCAAUGCCAGCGCCGGCGCACGCACUGCCAACGGCAACGAUAUCGGCAUUGGCAGCUUUAUGCGACGCAACAGCUUUGAGGACGAAGCACUGGUUGCUGUUGUCGACGUCGUUAUAACCGACGAGGCCGAAACGCUGGACAGUGGCGAGGGUGCUGUACAUAUUGGCGCUGGCUGUGGUGGCGGCGGUACGCGACACAAACGCUCGUACACAUGA
Messenger RNA from Scaptodrosophila lebanonensis, 345 nucleotides. Its product is annotated as glycine-rich protein 1-like. Lineage: Eukaryota; Metazoa; Arthropoda; Insecta; Diptera; Drosophilidae. The record is from RefSeq and is a predicted model, not a curated record. Bases 1 to 345 code for a protein of 114 amino acids. The transcript is spliced from 2 exons.